UAAAGUAGCUUUAAUUACAGAUCGGCAUGUCCACAAAUAACUAUGAAUGUCGCAUUUUAUGAAAAUAUUACAAGUGAAGUGUAUUUAGAUGUUAAUUUAGCCCGGUUGUCUGCGCCAGUACUUCACAUACGAGCGGGGACUACGAGGUCUGCGGGGGGGUCCAACCACCACCACGGCAUCGACGACUCGAGCGGCGAGGACCGAACAUACACAGCGACACAGAACACUACUGGAACGAUAUAGAAUCGCACGCGCGACUCGCGGCUAAGAUUGCAUUAAUACUUUAUAUACAGUCCACAAUAAAACCUCAAGAACAAAACCUUUAUUUUACUGAGCUACCGAACAUAAUGGUCCCAAGUGGAAGAAGAGCCGUCUUAUAAGUCGCCGUGAAGAAUUUUACCAACAAGAUUCAAUCAUUCGGACUUUCUACCCGACCCGCCCGACAUUACAACGUAAAAAAGUGUCGUCUUCAAGGAUCGAGAUUAAAACCGAACUGAAAUCGAAACUAUUUCAGAAGAUGAAGAGAAAGAGUACGCAGAACGGGAGCAGUUUGAGACUGUUUAUUUUACAGUCACUGCGCUUGCGCAUAGCAUGUUGGAACCAACAUCCAGUAGUGGGCAAACCAGUUACGGUGGAUCCGGGACGAUCUCAAAUGAAAAGAAAGAUUUUUUUCGUCUUCCGGACAUCAACCUACCCUCUUUCGAUGGAGACUUGCAUCACUGGCUCGAGUUCCGAGAUAUGUAUAUUUCUCUUAUACACGACAAUACACGUAUUAAUGAAAUUAGUAAAUUCCAUUAUUUGCGCACGUCUCUGAAGGGAAAUGCGUCAUCAGUGAUUCAAAGCCUAGAAUUUACAGCUAAUAAUUACAAAAUUGCAUGGGAAUUAUUAACGGAAAGAUACAACAAUAAAAAAAAUCUUAUUAAUAAUCAUAUUCAGGCUUUAUUCAACGUUGAACAAGUGCAAAAAGAUUCAUCAAAGUCAUUAAGAUUUUUAGUAGAUAUUAUUAAUAAAAAUUUAAGAUCACUAAACAUCUUGGAUCAGCCCACAGACCAAUGGGAUGUCUUGAUUAUAUUCAUGAUGAGUAAAAAACUAGAUUUUAUUUCAAACAGGCAGUGGGAAGAGUUUAAAAGUUCAUUAAGUGAGCAACCAACUUUAAAACAAUUUAUCACAUUUUUAAAUAACAGAGCAGAAUUAUUAGAAACACUUAGUAGCAACAAACAACUACACAAAAAUCCUCAAACUGACACACAAGUUCAUAAAUCAAAGUCAUUCGCUAUAGUUACAAACAAUACAAAUCAAAUAAAACAUCCUAUCUGUCCACUGUGUAAACAAAAUCAUUAUCUAUUCAGUUGCGAUGCAUUUAGAGCUUUAGACGUUAACUCACGUAUUAAUAAAGUUUCCACCUACCAUAAUCUUUGUAAAAAUUGUUUACGCACAGGUCAUCAAGACAAAAAUUGUAGACUUACCCACUGUAAAUAUUGUAACGCACGUCACAACACUCUCCUUCACCGAGAAGUUGACAAAAAUACAACUUCGAACAUAAACACAGAAAACAUAGUAUUGUCUGUACACACAAAUUCGUCAUCAAACAUCCAUUCAACUAUUGCACCCAAUCAUCAAACCAAUGUAUUACUUUCCACAGCGAUGGUUAAAGUGAUGGACAAGAAUGGACGUUGUCACAACGCCCGGGCUCUGCUAGACAACGGCAGUACUUCUAACUUCGUGACCUCCGACCUCUGCGAGAAACUAGGUCUGCCGCGUCAUAACACAAACUCAACUGUCAUCGGAAUCAACAGUAAACUUUCAUCUAGUACUAAAAUGUGUACAUUGUCACUACAAGCUUGUAAUGGCAGCUAUAAGGCGAGCGUCGAUUGCUAUAUAUUGCCAAAUAUCACUACAUCAUUGCCUUCAACAUUUAUAUACAAAGAACACAUACCCAUACCUACCGGAAUCGAACUAGCCGACCCCUCUUUUAACGUUCCUUCGGCUAUUGAUAUACUAGUCGGGGCUAGCAUCUUUUGGAACAUUUUAGGAUCAAACACAAUAAGCCUAGGUAAACAUCAACCCACUUUACGUGAAUCCAAACUAGGAUGGAUUGUGUCUGGCAGUGUUCUUCAACAUUCCUCUUAUAAAAAUACUCACACGCAUUGCCACUUCACUCAAUCUCUUGAAUCUCAGCUUAGUCGGUUCUGGGAGUUAGACUCAGUCUCUUCUAGUCAUUCUUUGUCUAAGGAAGAACGAGAAUGCGAGGCAAUCUUUAGAGAGACAACAAGACGAAAUAAAAAAGGUGAGUUUAUAGUUACUAUUCCUCUUAAACAUUCACCUGACGUUUUGGGAUAUUCAUACACAAAAGCAAAAUUAAGAUUUCUUUCUGUAGAGAGAAAAUUACAGCGCGAUGAGAAACUGAAGAAUGAUUAUCAUAAUUUUAUGCGUGAGUAUAUAAAUCUUGGGCAUAUGAUACAAAAUACACCUCAUACACAUAAAUCAACAUCAAACAAUCACUCUUCUAACAUAACGUCGGACACUCAUUCAUCGUACAUAACAAAAAACGUUCAUUCAUCGGACAACACAUCAAAUAACAAUCCUUCUAGCAUUACGUCAAACAUACAAUCACAUAACACAACAUUAAACACAUCCAUACAACAAUCCGAACCAUACAACACUUCAAACAUAAUACCGAAAUCUACAUCUGAGAAUCUGCACGUAACUUCAUUUAAUAAAAACAUAAAUAAUUACUUACCUCAUCAUGGAGUGAUACGGGAAUCCAGCACAACCACUAAACUACGAGUAGUGUUUGAUGCAUCAGCAGCGACGUCCUCCGGUAAGUCAUUUAAUGACAUACAGCACAUUGGCCCUACAGUACAAGACGAUCUUCUUUCCAUCCUGCUGCGAUUCAGGCAACACAAAUAUGUGGUUACCAGCGAUGUGGAGAAAAUGUAUCGGGCUAUACAAGUAGAACCUUCUCAACGUAGUUUACAGCAAAUAUUAUUUAGAUUUGAUCCGUCAGAACCGUUGCAUACUUACAUUCUGAACACUGUAACAUACGGAACGGCAUCCGCUCCCUUCUUAGCUACUCGAUGUUUAAUUGCUCUUGCUGAUGAAUGCACAGACCCAGAGACUAAACGAGCAAUAGCACAUGACUUUUAUAUGGAUGACUAUUUGGGAGGGGGUAAUUCAAUUGAGAUGGUAACAAAACUUUGUCGUAAUAUUAUCAAUACACUAGACUCAGCAAAAUUUAACUUACGUAAAUGGCGAUCUAAUAGUACAAAAAUAUUGCAAACUAUUUCUGAAAUUAAGGCAGAUAAAGAUAAGACGUUAAAUUUGAAUAACUCUGCGCCGAGCAAAACUCUUGGUCUUCACUGGAACUCUGAAUCAGAUAACUUCUUCUUUUUGUUAAAUUCACAUCAGACCUUUAAAGUCACUAAACGCACAAUCUUGUCAGAAAUUAGUCAGGUUUUCGAUCCUUUGGGGCUCGUCGGACCAUGCAUUGUUGAAGUCAAAUUAAUAAUACAACAGUUAUGGAAAACCAAGUCCGACUGGGAUGAAGAAGUUCCAAUCAACUUAAAAACAUCAUAUUUGAGCUUAAUGCAAUCACUUCCAUCACUUAAUAAUAUAAAUAUUCCUCGAUGGUCCUUUAACGACGACACUGUUACCAUCGAAAUUCAUACGUUCUCAGACGCAUCAGAACGCGCUUACGGAGCGAGUUGUUAUAUUAAAACUAUUACAAGUAAUGGCAAUAUUCGCGUUCGCCUUUUAGCUUCUAAGAAUAAGAUUGCACCCAUUAAGUCAAGUACAAUACCUCGUCUUGAAUUAUGCGCGGCCUUAUUAGGUACUAGACUAUAUAUAAAAAUUAUCAAGUCACUCACUGUUCAGUUUGAUCGUUCUUACUUCUGGACAGAUUCUACUAUUGUGCUAGGAUGGCUAACCGCACCUUCUAAUCGCUUAAAAUCGUUCGUUCGAAAUAGAAUUAAUGAAAUACAUGAAAGUACGAAUGGUCACAGCUGGAGCUACGUACCGUCUAAAGAGAACCCAGCAGACCUGGUUUCUCGGGGGGCGAGGGCUGAUGUACUCAGCGCAUCCAGUCUGUGGUGGAUUGGUCCAUCUUUUUUACAUUCAACACAUUCACAAUUUCCAGUCAAUCCUAACGCACAAACACUAAAAAACCUUCCGGAGAUGUCUUUUGUUGUUAACACUACAGAAAAUUCAAUUGUCAUGUUAAUGAAUAAAAUAUCAGACUUUUCGAAAUUAUUAAGAAUUACAGCAUACAUCAAAAGAUUUAUUUAUAAUUUAAAAAAUAAAAACUCACGGAAUACAGAUAAUAAUUUAUUAUUUACGGAAAUAUCUUCAGCUCACAAUACCUUAAUUCGUCUUGCACAGCAGGAUACGUUUCCGGAGGAAUAUCAUAUUCUCAAAUCAAACCAAAUUUUGCCCUCGAAAAAUAGACUUUUAUCUCUUUCUCCUUUUCUCGACUCUGACGACAUUAUUCGAGUUGGAGGUCGACUCAAUAAUUCUUUCUACAGUUACGAUGUUAAACACCCAAUACUCUUGUGCAGUAAACACAUUCUUACGAAACUUAUUUUUGUUAAACAACACAAAGAUUCCCUUCACGCUAACCCUUUACUUCUACUUUCACAAAUAAGACAGAAAUACUGGCCGCUUGGUGGGAGAAAUUUAGCGAAGCGUAUAGUAGGCUUAUGUAUUCGCUGUGUUAGGCAGAAGGCUAAAACUACACAGCCCGUUAUGAGCGACUUACCGAGCGAUAGGCUGCAGUUAGAAUUUCCAUUUCUGAAUACUGGAAUUGAUUACGCCGGGCCGGUGAUGAUUCUCAAUCGAAAGGGGCGUGGUGGUAAACUGAUAAAAUCAUAUAUUUGUGUUUUUAUUUGCUUUGCAGUGAAAGCGUUGCAUUUGGAGAUCGUCUCGGAUCUUACCAAGGAGGGCUUCCUUAGCGCACUCGAUCGCUUCAUUGCCCGUCGAGGGAAACCGCAGAAUAUUUACUGCGAUAAUGGAACUUCGUUCGUUGGAGCCUCCAACUAUUUAAUUCAUAAUUGUGUUAAUGACAUCAACAGUCUAGGUAUAAGGUUUAAAUUUAUUCCCGUUUACUCACCUCAUUUCGGUGGACUGUGGGAAGCUGCCGUUAAGUCUGUUAAAUUUCAUUUGGUAAGAAUAUUGGGUCAAUCACACUUAACUUAUGAAGAGAUGACAACUUGUCUGGCACAGAUUGAGUCUAUUUUAAAUUCUAGACCUCUUACACCGAUGUCAUCAGAUCCAUCUGACUUAACCUUCCUUACGCCCGCCCAUUUCCUUAUUGGUCGGCCACUCACUUCGGUACCAUAUCCCGACAUCACGGAAGCCAACAUCACUCGUCUUCAACGUUUCCAACGAGUUGAAAGCCUAAAGCAACAUUUUUGGAGGCGAUACUCUAAUGAAUAUGUUUCUCUCUUACAACAGAGAUACAAAUGGAAAAAAUCUUCAGGUCAACUGCAGAUCGGUGCAAUGGUCAUUAUCAAGGACAAGACAUUGCCGCCAAUGAUGUGGCUUUUGGGACGAAUAGUUCGUCUCGUACAUGGCAACGACGGCAUCGCGAGGGUUGCUGACAUUGCAACCACGAAAGGCAUACUACGCCGGGCAUACAAUAACAUAUGCCCGCUUCCUGUGGACUCCUCGGAGAUCCAUAUUGAAAAAGACGACUCUUCAACGCCGGGGAGGAUGUCUGCGCCAGUACUUCACAUACGAGCGGGGACUACGAGGUCUGCGGGGGGGUCCAACCACCACCACGGCAUCGACGACUCGAGCGGCGAGGACCGAACAUACACAGCGACACAGAACACUACUGGAACGAUAUAGAAUCGCACGCGCGACUCGCGGCUAAGAUUGCAUUAAUACUUUAUAUACAGUCCACAAUAAAACCUCAAGAACAAAACCUUUAUUUUACUGAGCUACCGAACACCGGUAAUUGUAGA
Messenger RNA from Bombyx mori (domestic silkworm), 5960 nucleotides. RefSeq lists its product as uncharacterized. NCBI's taxonomy places the organism in Eukaryota, Metazoa, Arthropoda, Insecta, Lepidoptera, Bombycidae. Gene Ontology annotation, biological process: DNA integration. Gene Ontology annotation, molecular function: nucleic acid binding. The transcript is spliced from 2 exons. The record is from RefSeq and is a predicted model, not a curated record. The coding region runs from base 592 to 5844 and encodes 1750 amino acids.